Messenger RNA from Aspergillus vadensis CBS 113365, 1171 nucleotides. RefSeq lists its product as uncharacterized. Gene Ontology annotation, biological process: GPI anchor biosynthetic process. The transcript has a single exon. Gene Ontology annotation, cellular component: endoplasmic reticulum. Lineage: Eukaryota; Fungi; Ascomycota; Eurotiomycetes; Eurotiales; Aspergillaceae. Bases 106 to 939 code for a protein of 277 amino acids. The record is from RefSeq and is a predicted model, not a curated record. Gene Ontology annotation, molecular function: N-acetylglucosaminylphosphatidylinositol deacetylase activity.
UAUAAACAGGGCUUCCUGUGCUGUCCUCACGGAUUUAUUGAAAUUAUCGAAUCUCACUCUACCUCUAUACACAAUCAAUUAUCUUUCACGUUAGUCACGAACCUCAUGAUGAAGACUUACAGUAUCUGGAGCACACUAGCCGCUCUUGGCUCAUUCACUCUCUCAUCGGCCAAGACCCUCAACUUCGUUGCACACGAGGAUGACGACCUCCUCUUCCUGAGUCCGGACCUGAUCCGAGACAUUCUUUCCGGCGAGCCGCUUCGUACCGUGUUCCUGACUGCAGGAGACGCUGGAAUGGGAUCUGACUACUGGAGCAGCCGUGAGGCUGGCUCGCGGGCAGCCUAUGCGCGCAUGGCAGUGGCGAGUAACAACUGGGACGAAGACGUGAUCUACGUCGGAGACAAGACCAUCACCCUCUACACGCUGCAAGACGACGAUGACAUCUCCCUGGCAUUUAUGCACUUGCCCGACGGCAACAUGGACGGAACCGGCUUCGGCGGCACCGACCAGAACGACAGUUUGCAGAAGCUGUGGGACGGCGACAUUGACGUGAUCCGGACCAUUGAUGGCUCGGGAGUUGAAUACACGAAAGAUGAGCUGCUGGAAACCAUCGCCGCUCUGAUUGACGACUUUGACCCCGACGAGGUCAAGACGGGUGACUAUGUCAACGACUUUGGCGAUGGAGACCACAGUGACCACUACGCCACCGGAUACUUUGUCGACAAUGCAUUGCAGCAGUCCGACAGCGAUGCUGAUCUGACCGGAUACUACGGGUAUCCGAUCCAGGACAUGGAUGUCAACUUGGACGACUCGGACAUUGAAGACAAGACGAACAUCUUUUACGAAUAUGCUGGUUAUGAUACUGCCACCUGCGCCACUGAUGAUGCUUGCUCGAGUCGGCCUGAGUCUGCUUGGUUGCAGCGUGAGUACGAGGUCUAGGAAAGCUUCUCUUGAGCUGGUCUUGGGGACGAUUUGGCCAUUUACUAGGCUGUGAGACACUGGGUGUUUUAUUCUUUGCCAUCUUGUACUUUAGUAACGACGCUUUGAAAUGUUAUAUGAUACGUUGAUUGGUGUAUCUAGGAGAGAGCAUCAUACGUGCCAUGGGCAGAGAUUGUAGGCCAUGCGUUAUGUUCAUAACCAUUGUGUGCUGUAGAGACUUACUACUGAAUGA